AUGAGCAAUGGUAUAAAUAGAGGACUGUGGGGACAGAGGGAUCACAACUGGAUCCCACAGCCAUCUGUGCAGUUUGCCUUGGGCGCGGAGCUGUGUCCUCGUGCUCUCAUCAUGAGCUGUGCCGUCAGGCAGGUCGUUACCACCUGUUCCCAAGGCAGGAGCAGCGCGGGCAGCUCUGCGGCUGGUAGUGGAAGGAAGGUCUCCUCCGCCUCCUCAGGAAGACACGUUGCCUAUGACCUGGGCGGUGCGGUUGUCAAUUUCUCUGGUGGCAGUUUAAGCGAGGGAUUGCUUGGGAAGCAGCUGAACGUCGGCAGUGCUGCUGGUGGGAGCUUUGGAGCUACCCAGAGGGCUUGUUCUACCCUUGGAUUCGGCGGUGGAGGCAUCUGCACUCGAGGCAUCGGUGGUGGUUUCACCAGGGCUGGUGCUGGUUGUGGUGAUGGGAUCUUGUUUGCUAACAAUGAAAAGGCGACGAUGCAGAACCUCAACGACCGCCUGGCCUCCUACCUGGACAAGGUGCGGCUGCUGGAGGGAGACAACGCCGACCUUGAGUGCAGGAUCAGAGAGUGGUAUGCCAAGGUAGGGCCCAGCUGUGAACCACGGGACUACAGCUGCUUUCACAAGGAAAUUGAAGACCUUCAAAACCAGAUCCUUUGUGCAGCCAUGGAGACCAACAAGAUCCUUCUGAAUAUUGAUAACAACAGGAUGACUGCUGAUGACUUCAGAGUGAAGUACGAGACCGAAUGUGGUCUCCGGCAGAACGUGGAUGCAGACAUCUGCAACUUACGUCCUGUGCUGGAUCAGCUGGCCAGCUGCAAGACUGACCUGCAGCUGCAGUGCGAGGCUCUGACCGAAGAGAUGUGUUGCCUCAAGACGAACCAUGAGGAGGAAAUGAACUGUCUGAGGAAACAGGCGACUGGAGAUGUGAGUGUGGAGGUCAAUGCUUGUCCUGGACCAGACCUGAGGAAGAUCCUGGAGGAUCUGAGGUGCCAAUAUGAAACGCUGAUGGAGCGUAACCGCAAAGAGACUGAGCAGUGGUAUGCCUGCAAGGUGGAGGAGGUGAAUCUGGAGGUCAUCACAAGCAGCCAGGAGAUCGAGUCAAGCAACAAACAGGUCACUGAGCUGAGACGUCAGCUGCAGGCCUUGGAAAUCAAUGUACAAGCUCAGCUCACCAUGAAAGAAAACCUGGAAUCCUCUUUGGCGGAAACUGAAUGUCGCUACAACAAAUACCUGGCUGAGCUCCAGAGCCAGAUCUCCUGCGUGGAGCAGCGGCUGGCUGAAAUACGAGCGGAAAUGGAGUGCCAGAACCAGGAAUACAAGACCCUCCUGGACGUCAAAUGCCGCUUGGAGCAGGAGAUCCAGACCUACCACUGCCUGCUGGAGGGGGGACAGCAGGACAUCAUGUACGCAGGCUACAGACAGACCUGGGCACAGUAA
Antrostomus carolinensis (chuck-will's-widow) is the source of this 1434-nucleotide messenger RNA. RefSeq names its product keratin, type I cytoskeletal 19. The record is from RefSeq and is a predicted model, not a curated record. Gene Ontology annotation, cellular component: cytoskeleton. The transcript has 6 exons. Bases 1 to 1434 code for a protein of 477 amino acids. Gene Ontology annotation, molecular function: structural molecule activity. NCBI's taxonomy places the organism in Eukaryota, Metazoa, Chordata, Aves, Caprimulgiformes, Caprimulgidae. Gene Ontology annotation, biological process: epithelial cell differentiation; intermediate filament organization.